Molecule: messenger RNA, 2993 nt
Organism: Ostrinia furnacalis (Asian corn borer)
Lineage: Eukaryota; Metazoa; Arthropoda; Insecta; Lepidoptera; Crambidae
Gene: cactin
Product: cactin, spliceosome C complex subunit
Exons: 14
Biological process (GO): mRNA cis splicing, via spliceosome
Cellular component (GO): spliceosomal complex; cytoplasm
Molecular function (GO): protein binding
Source: RefSeq, a predicted model, not a curated record
GUCAUUCCAUUGUCACUGUCAAUUUUGGUGAUGGUGUUUGUUUGGUUGGUGAUUUCGUGAUUUCAUUUGCAAUUUUCGAUUUCCGUCUUACUUAUUUCCUGAAUCGUUAUAAUUAUAAAGAAAUAAAGAUAAUGAUGAUUCGUAACUCAAACACAGAUAUUACGUAGUUUAGUAUAACAUCGUAUAUUGUGAGGGAAACAUAUGGGGACACCUCCAAACUUGCCCUUAUUUUUGAUAGCAAUUAUUGUGAAAUAGGUUUACUGUAAAUAUAAAUCCAUAUACAUAUUUUGUUUAUCGUUACCGUGAGCUUUGUACAUCAUGUCUUCAAGGCACGAAGUGAUGAGGCAUCGCGAUCGGUCUGAAAAUAGAUCAAUAGAUCGGCACCGUGACCACAGGACCAGGAGUAAAGAUAGACGGUCAAAAUCUCACUCUCCAGCCAGAACUAAACAUAGAUCUUCCAGUCGUGACAAAAAGAAAAAAGACAAAAAGUCCAAGAAGAAAAGUAAAAAGAAGAAGAAAAGGGAGUCAUCUUCUAGCAGUAGUUCGAGUAGUGACACAGAUGAAGAGGAAUUGAAACUCCUGCAAAGGUUGGAAGCCGAAAGGCAGCGUCUGAAGGAAGAGAAACAAAAACAGAAAGAGUUGAUGAAAGCUAAUGAGACUCCAGAAGAGAAGAGGGCUCGUCGCCUUAAGGAAAAGCAAGAAAAAGAGCGCAAGAGACGUGAGAGAAUGGGUUGGGACAAUGAAUAUCAAUGUUAUACCAACCAGGAUAACCCAUUUGGGGACUCGGCACUGACCAAUACAUUUGUCUGGACUAAGAAACUUGCCAAGGAAGGGGUCAAGACAGUCUCCAGGGAUGAGCUGGAAGCUUUAAACAGGCAGAAACAGAUGGAGAACAAGAUUGAAUUGGAAAAAGUAAAGCAACGUCGCCUAGAGCGCGAGGCAGAGCGCGCGGCGCGCGAGGCGGAGGCGGCGGCGGCGGCGCGCGCGCGCGAGGCGGCGCAGUUCAGCAGCUGGGCGCGCCACGAGGACGCCUUCCACCUGCACCAGGCGCGCCUGCGCUCGCAGAUCCGCAUCCGCGACCAGAGAGCCAAGCCAAUCGACCUGCUGGCGUGGUACGUGAGCUCGGAGGAGUGCGUGGACGCACUGGAGAUGCACGAGCCCUACACUUACCUUAACGGGCUACAGGCGCAGGACCUCGAAGAUCUUCUCGAGGACAUCAAGGUGUACCAGGAGCUGGAGAGCGCGGACAACCAGGGCUACUGGGAGGACGUGCGCACCAUCGUGCUGGACGAGCUGGCCAAGCUGCGGCGCCUGGCCGCGCCCGACGCGCGCCGCGACGGCGUGCACCAGGCCGUGGCCGACGACGUCACGCAGAUCUUCAAGGGCAAGACGGGCGCGCAGCUGGAGGCGCUGCAGACGCAGAUCGAGCAGAAGAUCAGCGGCCGCCGCGACGGCGUCGACGUCGGCUACUGGGAGAGCCUGCUCAGCCAGCUCAAGGCGCACAUGUCUCGCGCGCGGCUGCGCGACCGGCACCAGAGCAACCUGCGCCGCAAGCUGCAGCUGCUCAAGCAGGAGCAGGGCGUGCAGCCGCCCGCCGCCGCCGACGCCGGGCCCGCCUCCGCCGCCGACGCCGCCCGCCAGCCGCAGCCGCAGUGAGUCCACAAUCAUACUGCAUGUCCCGCGACCGGCACCAGCAACCUGCGCCGCAAGCUGCAGCUGCUCAAGCAGGAGCAGGGCGUGCAGCCGCCCGCCGCCGCCGACGCCGGGCCCGCCUCCGCCGCCGACGCCGCCCGCCAGCCGCAGCCGCAAACGUCCGACACUCCCGACGCGGAGCCCAAGGAGGAGGAGAAGGCCGAGCCGUCAGCAUCAGCCGCGCCCGACGACGACGGCUCCGACUCGGAGGACGACAGCGCGGCGUGCGUGGCGCUGUACCGCAGCGGCCGCUACUCGCCCGCGCUGCUGUCGCCGGCGGCGCUCGAGCCCGCGACGAUUCUGACGGACGUGGCGGACGACGAGCAGCGCGUGAGCUUCCUGCGCCACGCGCUGCACGCGCACGCCGCCAGCGCGCAGGCUGCGCGCGCGCCGCCCCCACUCGCCGCUAUGGUGAACCUGGCGCAAAGCGACAACGACUGUGUGCAUGAGUGUAGUCGAACGUCCGACACCCCCGACGCGGAGCCGAAGGAGGAGGAGAAGGCCGAGCCGUCAGCAUCGGCCGCGCCCGACGACGACGGCUCCGACUCGGAGGACGACAGCGCGGCGUGCGUGGCGCUGUACCGCAGCGGCCGCUACUCGCCCGCGCUGCUGCCGCCGGCGGCGCUGGAGCCCGCGACGCUGCUGACGGACGUGGCGGACGACGAGCAGCGCGUGAGCUUCCUGCGCCACGCGCUGCACGCGCACGCUGCUAGUGCACAGGCUGCGCGCGCGCCGCCCCCACUCGCCGCUAUGACGAGCUCGCCGGCGGGCGAGGGCAGCAGCACGGCGGCGCUGGAGCGGCUGGCGGCGCGGGCGCUGGCGGCGGGCGGCGGCGCGGCGCCGGACCACGCGCCCUUCGCCGGCGAGCACGCGCUGCCCGACGCGCCCUGCCUGUGGGCCGACAAAUACCGCCCGCGCAAGCCGCGCUACUUCAACAGAGUGCACACGGGCUUCGAGUGGAACAAGUACAACCAGACGCACUACGACAUGGACAACCCGCCGCCCAAGAUCGUGCAGGGCUACAAGUUCAACAUCUUCUACCCCGACCUCAUCGACAAGAGCGCCACGCCAGAGUUCUCACUCAAAGCAUGCCCCGAGAACCCCGACUUCGCCGUGCUGCGCUUCCACGCCGGGCCGCCCUACGAGGACAUCGCGUUCAAGAUCGUCAACCGCGAGUGGGAGUACUCGUACAAGCGCGGCUUCCGCUGCCACUUCCACAACAACAUCUUCCAGCUGUGGUUCCACUUCAAGCGCUACCGCUACCGCCGGUAGACUGCCGAUCAAUAUAUUGUUCAAAUGUA